Molecule: messenger RNA, 1044 nt
Organism: Entamoeba dispar SAW760
Lineage: Eukaryota; Evosea; Mastigamoebida; Endamoebidae
Exons: 1
Coding region: 1-1044 (347 amino acids)
Source: RefSeq, a predicted model, not a curated record
AUGUCGAACCCACAUAACCUCAUUCCUAAACCUUCUUCAUCACCAUCUCAAGACGAUUCACCUACACCAAAUAUUGCAGAAUAUAUUAAAUCAAUUCCUUCAUGGUCACCUGAAGAACAAAUGAUAUUAGAAGAUAAUAUGAAACGAUAUCCUGCUUCACAAAAUGCUGAAUUUAAACGACUCACAUUAUUAAUGACAAAUUUACCUAAUAAACGAUUAAGAGAUGUUUCAUUACGUGUAAAAUAUAUGAAAGCAAAAGAAAAACAAGAUAUUAGUUGGGAGAGUUUUCUUCAUUCUUCUUUCGGUCAACAAAGGGUUGAAGUAUCUCCUUCUCAUUCUAUUAAAUCUCCUCGUGCUACUCCUACUGAUCGUGAUGACCAACCUAAACGUUCUAGACGUACUCCAAUUAGAAUAAAAAAAGAUGAUGAUGAUUUGUCUAUGUCAAGUAAUUCAAAUCAAGUUUCUUCUGUUAAUUCUUCUACUAUAAAUGUUAGAGAUGCUAAUUCAAUGUCAAUAUCUUCUAAUGCCCCUCCUCCUUUAGUUACUACUAUGGCUCAACCAAUCACAAUUCAACACCCACAAAUUCAAGUCGCUCCACAACCUCGUGUCACAGUUCCUCAAUCUGCUGUUAUAUCUCAACCCCCUAACCCUUCUUAUCCUCGACCAAAUGUCUUUCCACAAAACUCUUAUUUACCAUCUUCAAUAGGAAGGACAGCUCCAAUAAUGUAUCAAACACGUGAUAGAGGUUAUACUUUAGAUGACCAAACAUGUGACCAUUUGAUUGGUGAAAAUGAACGAUGUUUAGAAGCGAUAACAGCAACAGUCAUGAGAAAACAAGGAGACUUCGGUGAUUGUAUUUCAGUCUUUAGCUCUAAUGUCAAUAGAUUACUUCAAAUCACAGAAAGAAUGACUGCUAAUCUUCCAUUAUUUUAUUUCUCCCCAAUAAACAUCAACCCACCUAAAUUUAAAAAGGUAGAUUUACCUCAAGAACCAAUAAGAAUUCAACCAACUUAUGGAUUGGAAUUUCAAUUAGGAAAAAAUUAA